AUGGCUAUGGUGGCCGUCACUGUAGCCACCCACACUUACCGUGUCGCAGUUCCCAGACCGAGUCCCAGCGGUCGCCAACCUAGAGGGACCCGGAGCCUGCCUUACUUGCUGGGUGAAAGGGAAAUCUGCCCUCCUCCCAGCACCAUCUCUAAUAUAGUUCAUUGCCAGUUGGUUCUCUGGCACCCAUUAACCCCAGGGGGCAAGGGGGCAGGAGUUAGUACGAACCCAGGGCGUUUCCACAUGCCAAAAGUCUGCAAAGAAAAUAUCAACGACUAUGGCGAAAUCAGCUUGAAGGUAAAGAGCACCAACCAGGGGAAGAACGCAAGCAUCUUGGCAAGCAGCAUUGACUUCGGUGUGUUCGAGAUCCACUUCCAAGACCGGCAAGGGCGGACGCUCCUUCACGCGGCGGCCGAGCAGAACGACCUCGCCAACAUCAAGGUCCUUUUGGAGCGAGGCGCCCUGCCCACAGCUCUCACCUUCAGCUGCAAGACUCCCGCUGACCUUGCCCGUGAGAAACGUCACAAAAAGGCCUACAAUAUUAUCAACAGCAAGAAGAUUUAUGAAACCAAAGAAAGCCCCGAAGAGCUGUUUGUAGCUCUGCUCAGACUGAUCACGGAGACCGCAUAUUACAAUGCCGACGCUGCAACGACGCCCCAUGACGUCGAGUCCACGGACGCCAGCACCAAGGGUCAGAACCCGUCGCUGUCGGCCGUGAGGAAGGCAUCGUCGCUUCUGGUCUCGGGCGCCCCCCUGGAGCCUCCUGGGUCCCACACCUGCUACCCGCUCCACCUCGCCAUCACCGCCAACUGCACUCCCCUCCUGCCUCUUCUUCUGGCCGCCGGGGCGCCGCUCACGGCCACCAGGGAUGGGCUUGGCCCGGUGCAGCUCGCGUGGCUCACUCCCGACAUCACCACCUGGGUCGCCGUGCUGGUUACCAGGGCUGUCAGAGACCGGAUUGCGGUGGAGAUGCAGCCCCUGGAUGGCGCCCUUCAGGCCGCUGCACGGGCGCUGCUGGAGGCUUUGGACGGAGACAGGCCGUGGGAGGCCGCGCUCGAGCUUCCCGCCGGCUCCUCGGACUCUGUGGACGCGCUGCUCUUCCGCGCAGCCAAGGGCGGAGCCGCCACACUGGCUUGGUGGAUCUGGAACAGCGGCGGCUCCGCGGUGUCCCGGCACACUAAGGGAGCCACGCCCCUGCACGCUGCCCUGGACGAAGGGCAUCUCGACGCGGCCAGAGCCCUCGCCCUCCACAUGGGGGGGAACCUCUUCCUCCCCGACGACAGCGGACGACUGCCGAUCAGCCUGAUGUCCCACGCAGACAGGAUCAUCAAGGAAAUGAUGGCUCGUGAGUACACCGUGUUGGAGCAAGCGAAGGAGGAAGCCAAGAGUUCUGCCAGUCGAAAAGAGGUUCUUGAAGUGACGUUCCUCUUCUUGGUUCUGUGCCUGGAGUUCGACCCGCAGGUGAAUUCUUCCGACUACCCUGACGAUCGCUGGAGGACUGUCCUCUCCUGGGUACUCUCGCUUCACUCUCUCGACACCGAGAGAUACAAAGACAAAGCGGCGUGGAUAAAAGAGAUGAUUGACACUUUUAGGGAAAUAUGGCGAGAGCUGCACUCGUAUCAUGAGGAGAAUAAUCCUAGUUGUUACAAAUACCAUCUGGAAUUAGUUGGAAAGUUGCAUUCCAGGUUCUGGAAAGACCUUGAUGAAAUUAGUGAACUUUUUUGUGACACUGAUAACACGCAAGAAAAUUAUAUUUGUGAACUAUUGAAGAGAGCCAUUAUCAAGUCAUGUGAGAAAAAUAUGCCUCUGUUCUUACACCUGCUGUCAUGCGUGGCUGGCGUCAAAUUUAGUGAGAGGAUUGACGCAGUGUGUGGAGGAUUCCCGCUUCACUGCGCAGCCCUUCACAAUAACGUGUCUGCAGCCAGGUACAUUCGGAGCAAAGGAGCCUCACCUGGAGUACAGGACCGCUUCGGCAACACACCCGCCCACUACGCGUACAUGUUCGGGCACCAAGAGGUUGGGGACUUCUUAAAAACUGACUUGGCUAACAACAAUGGCCUUCCUGCUGAAUAUAUGCUUGAAGGAUACAACCAUUACCUGAAACUGUAUAAAAUGGACUUAAAGGAAUUACAGAAAAGAAAAAUGCAAAGAGAUAUUACUGCCUCUCAAAUCAUACAAGAACAUCUACAAACUCUAAAGAGAAAGUGGAAGGAAUAUGGCAUAGAUCAAGCUAUCAAAGAAUGUCACGUAGAUUUUACAAGUGGCGAAACCCGUGAAAUAAAAAAAUCAGUUUCAGAGUUCAUACAGCAGUUGAUACUUUCAAUUACUACAGUAAAUUCAAUGUACAAAGGUGAUUUACACAUGUUAGGGAGUUCUGGGGAUAAUGUUCGGUUAUUUUGCCCAGAUGAGUUUGACUUUAAUAUCAUCCUACAAAAUAGACACAUAUAUUUUCCUGUAAAAUGGAAAGGAAACUUAAGAGAUGGAUCUGUGAAAGGUGAUAAACUUUCAAAUGAACUGUUGCUGGACCAUUUCUGUUGCACAGUGAAACAGUGUCUUGUGCACUGCAAGCCUGUAGACAAGCGACUGGCCAUUGUUCUGCCGGGAGUGAAGAAGACUCAGGUGGGAGUAGCGCUCAGCCUCGUCUGGACAGGUAAGGUGUUCCCUCUCCUCCUGGUGGAUGUUGAUGUUGUGGCCACUGUUAGGGCCAGUUGGCCACCGGCACUCAGGAGGCCAAAGCUCAUGCCCUCCACCUUUGACUCUGUGUAUUUGAAUAGCAUUGGCAACAAUGAAUGGAGGUUCUCUUUCGCACUGGCAGAAAAUGCAGUCAUGAAAGAAUUGACGGCUGACAAACGCAGGGUAUUUCUGGCCUGCAAGCUGGUGCUGAGUGCUCUGAAAGUGGAGAAGUGGGCACCGGGACACAUCCAGAACCAAUUCAAAUAUUUCCAUGGAAGUGGAGAAAAUACCUUCUUCCUGGAGCUGGAGGAGGUGACAGACGAGGAGCAGUGGACGGAGGAGCAUUUAGUGGAGAGGAUGACCUCGAUAUUCCGGAGGAUGUGCGAGGAAUACACUGAUCCCGCCUCGCAAGUGACUAGCUGGGAACCGGCAGCGGUAAAGGCGUACUUCGCUGGCCCGACGCAAGAUCCAUGUGUCGGCUUCGGAGCGUCGGAAAUUCUCAAGUUUCUGAAAUCAAUGAACUCUGAGACUUGA
Messenger RNA from Penaeus indicus, 3204 nucleotides. RefSeq lists its product as uncharacterized. The transcript is spliced from 6 exons. Bases 1 to 3204 code for a protein of 1067 amino acids. Gene Ontology annotation, biological process: positive regulation of transcription by RNA polymerase II. Lineage: Eukaryota; Metazoa; Arthropoda; Malacostraca; Decapoda; Penaeidae. Gene Ontology annotation, cellular component: nucleus. The record is from RefSeq and is a predicted model, not a curated record. Gene Ontology annotation, molecular function: protein binding; transcription cis-regulatory region binding.